AUGGCCCCAAAAGUCUAUAAAUCAAGUGAAUACGUCCAGGAUUCAGACGUAUCUUCUGAUGAAGAAGAUCAAGAAUUCAAAGCGCCAAAGCACUACCAUAAACUUGAAAACAAAUCCAAAUUAGAUAUCAAAAACCUAAAGGAGAAAGAAAUCUGGUUAAUCAAAGCACCAAAGGGAUUCCCAUUGAAGGAUUUAAAGACCUUACCCGUGUCAUUCACUGCCACUUCUAUCAAAUCCGGCCCGGAUUCUUUCAAAGUCGAUGGAAAUUCAUAUAAAGUUGAUGAAGAAUUUUUGCUGAGUACAGCCACUGGAGAUGAUGAUUCAGGUAAGCAUACUAUAUUCUUCAAGCAUUCUAAGGCAUUCAAAUCUAGUGGUCAACAUAUAAGUCGUGUUUAUAACAUUAGAGAAACUGUAAAGAUCCCAAAGAUUAAUUUUGAUCAAGUUGUUAUACCAAGAGAAGAUGUUCCAAAAAUAGAUAAUUUAAGAAUGAGACAUUUCCCAACUGGGUAUGGGGCCAAUGAUUUUAAGGUAGAAGACGAAGCGGGGGAUGAAGACGUUGCUGAAGGUAAAGUUUUGAAGAAGGUUAAGGUUGAUGAAUCUUCUUCCGGGAAAGAAAAGAAGCAUAAGAAGGAUAAGAAAGAGAAAAAGGAAAAGAAGAAGUCAAAGAAGGAUAAGAGUUAA
Hemisphaericaspora subhashii is the source of this 681-nucleotide messenger RNA. RefSeq names its product DNA-directed RNA polymerase I subunit (gene RPA34). The coding region runs from base 1 to 681 and encodes 226 amino acids. The transcript has a single exon. The record is from RefSeq and is a predicted model, not a curated record. Gene Ontology annotation, biological process: transcription by RNA polymerase I. NCBI's taxonomy places the organism in Eukaryota, Fungi, Ascomycota, Pichiomycetes, Serinales, Debaryomycetaceae.